Cryptotermes secundus is the source of this 3294-nucleotide messenger RNA. RefSeq names its product TBC1 domain family member 14. Bases 165 to 2825 code for a protein of 886 amino acids. NCBI's taxonomy places the organism in Eukaryota, Metazoa, Arthropoda, Insecta, Blattodea, Kalotermitidae. The record is from RefSeq and is a predicted model, not a curated record. The transcript has 8 exons.
UUUCUAGCAGCUGACUGGGCUGAGAAUUGUGGGGGUUUGUGGGAGUAGUGUGUUAGCUGAUUGCGCGUAAUGUUAAAGUUUUGUAUUACUUUUGAACCAAUAUUUUGUAGAUUGUAAAGUGAUAUUGUAGUAUAUGUUUGGCACAUUUCGAAUGAAAUUUUGAUAUGAAAAGCGGAUCUCCGUGGAAGGAGAAAAAUGAGAAUAUGUCAUCUGUGUGCAUUCCAUCAGAAGAGAGAGAGAUGAAAUCUGUUCUUCAGCAUCUGUCACAUCGAAAAAAUCAGGGUCAAGCAGAAAGAAACUUGGGCACUCGAAUACCAGAAGUGAGUUGUCGUAAUAGGGAAUUGUUAAAUAGUUUUCAAAUACUAAGGACGAAAGCAAUAGUAAUGGGUCACCCUAGCCAUUAUUUUCAGAAAGCUUUAAACACUUUCACCCAGAAAAGAAGCCAAAGUCUGCCCAGUUGCUUGGAAAGUAAGAAACUUUCUUGUACUCGCAAGGAUGACAACAGUAAAGAAACUCUGGAUUCAAAUCAGCCAGAAGAGAACAAAGAUGUGGAUGUGAUUACAUUGAAAGUGAACAGUUUAGUAUCGAAUGAAACCUGGUUUAGAACCUGGCCAGAAAGAGGCAGUGAUAAACUUGGUACUCCGCACACUGAUAUAAGUGGUUGUGGUGCUGAAUGUGGGCAGUUUAACAAGGAGGAGGACACUGUAGGGUUUAAGGAAGAAUGCUCAGGGAAAGAUUUUCAGAAUUUCCGAGAUAAUACUCCAGCCAGUAUUAGUGAUAAUGUCAGCAGAAGUGUGUCCAGUAUUCACCAGUCCUAUAGGCUUUCACCAGAUAAAGCAUAUGCUUCGAAAAUAAAUCAGAAUAUACCGCAACAGUCAUCAGUGUGGAAAAGUGAUCUGUCAUCAAAAUGUGAUCCUGAAGAUUGCAGUGUGAGUGUACAACACAGUUCUUCAGCAAAACCAGCAUAUACUGUAGAUUCCAGUCCUGCCAAGACACCAAUUCCUUUGAGAGAACUUCUGCAGAACAUUCCGAUAGCGUAUAGCCCAGUGACGAGACAGUUGCAUAUAAUUAGUGCAUCUGAAUCAGAGAACUGUGGGAACGUGAAGACAGAGGUGCCUCAGAAUGGUCUGAAGCAGCAACUUGAGUGCAUAGAAGAGGAAGGUGGUGGUGAUAUGUGUAAGACUGUCGUGAAGUGUGGGGAAGAUGAGUGCCUAAGCUUUGAAUCUCCUUGCAGUACAUUGCAGCGGUUUGGUACUGGUUCGCUCUCAUGUACAGAUGCCAGUUCCUUCUCGAGUGUUGUGUCAAGUCUGAGUGAUACUUCACCAUCUCUGACUAAUGAUGAUCCAGAUGACUCUGCAUUGACGGUGCAUGGCAGUAGCCCCUCUGAAUCUGGUAAUUGUCACUUUGAGGACGUGCUUGGUGUAAAGUCCAAGAGGAAAGGAUUAUCAGGCUUUUUUAGUAGGAAUGUAUUUGUGUGGAAGUCAUCCCGAGAUUCUCAGAACAACAAUGGCACUCCUAAUGAGAACAGUUGUACGAUGUCCCCUGGUUGGACGCUGUUCAGGAGACUAGGAUCAAAACCAUCAGAACAAGAUGUUACUGUUAAUGUGGAGACAAGCGGACCACCAGAGUCUCCAGUAAGUAUUCGCUCAACAGGCAGCGGCAGUAAGCGUUACGAGGAUAUUGUGGCCAGCAGCUCCGCCCUCAUACUUCACAACCGCCCUUCAAACUUGCCAGCCAAAUCACAAGAUGAAGAGCAGAAGCACCGCCAGGAGUACCGGCAAAUGGUAGAAGCUGCACGCAAGAAAGAACUCAAAGAGGCAAAGCUACGCAAGAAGCAGUUGCAGAGACAGUUGAAGCUGGAAGAGCAACUUGCUAAUGCUGCGCGUAUCUGGAACAAUGAGAUUCUGCCUAAAUGGGAUAUGAUGAAAACAUCCCGCAAGGCACGUGAUUUAUGGUGGCAAGGCAUCCCUCCGUCUGUACGAGGCAAGGUCUGGAAGCUGGCCAUCGGAAAUGAUCUGAAUGUAACACACCAGCUGUAUAGCAUCUGCCUUGCUCGUGCCCAGGAAAGGCUGAGAGCAGCUGAUUGUUUGGAGGUUGGAGACUCAACAAGGACAACUCGUAGUGGAGACAGUGUGGACAAGGAGGCUAGCAUGGAACUCAUUCAGCUGGACAUAGCUAGAACGUUCCCACACCUGUGCAUAUUCCAACGUGGUGGGCCGUACUAUGACAUGCUGCACUGUCUUCUGGGUGCAUAUGUCUGUUACCGUCCUGAUGUGGGGUAUGUCCAAGGCAUGUCCUUCAUUGCUGCAGUUCUCAUCUUGAAUCUUGAGGCAGCAGAUGCUUUUGUUUGCUUCGCCAAUCUGCUCAACAGGCCAUGCCAUGUAGCGUUCUUCUGUCUCAACCAAACUGUCAUGAAUGCGUACUAUGCUGCAUACAACGAUUUCUUCCGUGAGAAUCUCCCUCGACUGUACACCCACUUCACAGAAUCUUCCCUCAGUGCUGACCUCUACCUCCUGGACUGGCUGUAUACAGUUUUUGCCAAGGCCAUGCCACUGGAUGUGGCUUGUCGUGUCUGGGAUGUAUUUCUUAGAGAUGGAGAGGAGUUCCUCUUCAAAGCUGCUUUGGGGGUCCUGCACCUUCACCAGGAGGCAUUACUCAAGCUGGACUUCAUUCAUGGGGCACAAUUCCUUACAAAACUUCCGGAUGACCUUGCAGCCGACUUGCUCUUUAGAUCUAUUGAAGCUAUCCACAUGAAUGUGGGGAAACAGAGGUUUGAUGAAGUUCUGGCAAAUCACAUUGACAGAUGCCAACAUGAGCCGAGUUGAGACAUGUUACAACAGCGUUUGUUAUGUAAGACAUGGGCUCUUUGCUUGAAAUGUUUCUGUAGCUUUUAAGGUCUUGAAUGUGAAAUGAAGUACAAAACUGGCACCAGUUGAAUGAAUCUCUGUAUCAAAUUAUCAUCUGAAUGACUGUAUAGCCAAUAUGUGGUGUCCAUAUGGGAAAUGUUUUAUAUAUAUACUCAUAAAUAAUUUUGUUUAAAUCCAUGUUGACAGUAUAUCAAAGAGUUCCAUCCUCUGGUAAAUGCUCAACACUAAAACGCUGUACAGAAAUCUAUGUAUGAUGCCAAGAAAGUUUUGAUGCUUUAUUGUUGUAAUUUUUAUAUAUGGAAUUUCCGUCCAGUAUAUAUUUGGUUGACAAUUUCUGAAUGUACAGUUUGUGCUAAUUAUAUUAUUUUGAUCGAAUUUAUGGCCAUAAUUAUACAUCUAUACUGUAAUAAAGCUGAGGAAUGUUUGA